UGUACUUCCCGUUUCCUUCACAAUGAAAGCGUUUCAGACCCACGUGCUACCUACCCGACCGUGAAAUAAGAUGUCUGAUUCCAGCUAGCAGAUUCGACGUUCUCCCCAGAAAUAAAUGAAAUAAACAACCUCAUGUCUUCAAUUCUAGGUUCGGACGUUGGCGUGAGAUCCAGAACGGCGGCUGUAUAUUUACAGCUCGGAUGGGCUGAGAUUGAAUAUGGUGAAUCUUUGAAGGCUUUAGCGUGAAGUUAUAAUUAAAUGGUUGUUUUCUCGAGCCUUUACUGCUGACUCACCUCUGAUAUUUCACUGGAUCCAGGAGGGUGAGAGUCACAGCCUGGAACCUAGCUAUGAUCCUGAUCAAGGAUCUUCACAACCAUGGAGCCUGAAAUUCUUGAAGUACAUUGCCUCAUCAAACAAGCAAUCAUUACCCUGUCUUCCUCCAGGGCCAGAGCAGAAAUCAUACACACCUUACAGUCUGUGAAGCAGUACCUAACAGGACCUGAAACUGCCAAUCCCUCUCCACAGAGCAAAGAAUUUGUAAAAACACACUAUUCCCACUUCCUACAAGUCCUGACUAAUAAUCUCAGUGCUGAUUGGCUGCAGUUGCUACCUGUUAACCAGGAAAAAGAAUUAUUGGAUGACUUCUUUCUGAAUGGCCCACCCCAUGAAGCAUUCUUGGUGCUGCUGGACACUAUCACAGCAACAAGACCAAGCUUACGACAGGAGCGAUGUGUGGCAAUUCUGGAGCGGUUCCUGCAGGAGAAUCGGUUGACCCAGCUGAUCUGGGAGAUUUGUCUCGAAUACACCUCGCCUCACAUGUCCAGUCUGCAAGAGACACUGCUGAAUAAAAUCUCUGCUUUGCCAGAUCACAUGGCAAACAAAUUGGAGAAGGACAACACAGCGAUAUUCUACCCCGAGAAUUACUACCCACUGUUAGGACAAGAGAUGGUAUUGGUAUUGGAAAGAAUUUAUGAGCAACUGAAAGGUGGGAUGGACAGUUCUCUCUUCUUCGUGUCUCAGCUUCUGGGGAAGGUCUGCAUGCAAGGACACACUGAUGCCGUUCUACAAGUGUUGGUGCCGAGACUCACUGUUCUUACCCAAUCGGAUUGCUUUUGGCAACGAAUCAGUUGGCGAUUAGUCGAGAAUGUGCCUGAACGUUGGAUGGAGAACGUAGUUUCUGGUUUUGUCCGGUUAUCAGCAGGGCCGAACGUGCUCUCAAGGUUGCUAGGUAGCAUCGUGCUGAAGAACAAGAAGGCCAAUUUUGUUCUAACUCACAAAUUCCUACUCUUGCAGUAUCAGCUGAAGACUUCUGUGCUACAAAGCUUGCUGGGAUAUCUGGCCAAAGAGAAGUCUCAAGGCUGCUUAUUGAUUGAGGUGCUUAAGAAGUUGUUGGAGACCUGGAGUAACAGCAGUGCCCUGAGACACACCCCCAUAGAACAGCAGCUCUAUAUCAGCAAGGCCAUUGUCAUCAUUCUUGCAGAACUCUCAGACUCACAGAUACAGGAACACAAAACAGAGCUUCUCUCUGGGAUGAUGGCUGGGACGGAGUGUCACCUGGACAGCAAUAUAGCCCGUGUUCGCCAGCUGGGGAUGGUUGUUGCAGAAUGUCUCAAUGCAAGGGUGAACUCUGGGGAUCACAGACUCAAGUUCCAGUACACAGAAGAUGAUGAGUUGAGGGAACUAAAGUCACUGUCCACCCCGAGGCUGCUGUCAAGCUGGGAGGCCCCUCCACAGCAGCACAAAGAUGAAAGCUCACAGCUAGAGAGUGGACUGAACUUGGCAGAGACCAAUCUGAAUCCUGUGGACAGUAGACAGCCCAUGCAGGAAGUGCAGGACACAGAGUCUGAGUCUGAACUUGACAGUGAUGACGAACUGGUUCCAUAUGACCUGUCGAUUGAUACUGAGCUGCAAAGGAAUCGGGCCCCAGUCUACAUCAGUGACUGUGUAGAAGUCCUGAUGACAUCUGCAGAUCCAGAACAAAUUGAAAUAACUUUGAAGGUUGUGGAAAACUUGAUUAGAAAAAAUCCAACUGCAAGUAGAGAGAUCAGUGUGCAGUUAACAAAGGUUCUCCUCCACCUUGAGGACAAAUUUAACAUCUCUGGGUUCAUGGGACUGCGACAGAGAGGGUUGGUGGCAAUCACUGUCACUGACACAAUUCCCGUCACUCAGUAUCUUACCACAGAGUUCUACGCUGUGAAUUAUAGCCUGUCUCAACGUCUGGACAUCUUAGAUGUCCUGGCACUGGCUGCUCUGGAGCUAUCCCAGCCUGACAGCAGCCAGACAGCAACAAGUGAGAGCCCCUCCAUUCAGCUGUUGAGGUCAGAAGCUUCUGGUCCACACAAUCCCAGCCAGCAAUGGAAGAAAAUCAUUGAGAAAAGGAUAGAAAACAAGACCCGUCGCUUCACCAGAGGAGCAUCAAGACCAGAACCCAAGGCUGUUCCCAACAGGCUGAGUUCAGUAGCUGGACAUUUCUUCUUUCCUCUGAUCAGAAAUUAUGACAGGCCACAGACACCGUUUGAUUUCCUGGCUGAACAGCCUUUGAUGAUGGGACGUCUAAUUCACACACUGGCAAUUAUAAUGUACUUUUCUGUGAAUGCCAUGGUUGCCAUUCACAUGGGGAAAGCUCUGCUGGAUUUCAUCUGGGCUGUUCGAUAUCACACAGACGCGUAUGUGCGGCAGGGCACACUGUUUGCUGUCUCCUCGGUGUUACUGAGUGUUCCCAGCCACAUCCUCCUGACUGAAGUUCCAGAUGAACUCCUAGAAAUUAGAUCCUGGCUUGCAGAUGUUGCUGAGAAUGAUGCAGAUGAAGGUUGCCGCAGGUCAGCUCUGCAGAGCUUGCUUUUACUCGAAAACUUCAAGAAGAAACUUGGUGUUUCCACAGAAUAAUCUUCAAACAAGGUUCAGAUCCAUCUGUUAACAUUUCUUGAAAUUGCAUCAGGGACACCUCCUUGUAAUCAGGUCACUGCAAGUUGGAGUAGGAGACACUGCCAAAGUCUGGCCUUGAACAGAACACACAUACACAAACCCUGCAUUUUGUAGAAGAUUCAGGAGGAGAAAAUGCCAAUAAUUAAGUGUCCUUAGAGGGUGACCUCCAUGAGAGAAGUCUGAACCAAGAAGAUUUUGUCUUCCAUGUUCACUAGUACUUGUAGAAUAAUUGACUCAAAGGGCUCAGUGGAAUGUAAGGCUGUCAAUGGAAAAGACAAUUAAGGUCUGAAGUUUUGGAUCUUGGGAACUUGUUACUUUUCUGACCUGGAGAUGCAGUCAUCUGUAAUCAUUGAGUCUGAGAACACAUUUAUUUGUCUUGUGAGAAGGUGCCAGUUUUCACUGGUGCACAUUUCUCUCUCUCUCCCUCUCCCAUUGGAGUCUGGGCACCCCUAGUAUCAGCAGCCUGCUCAGCCUCAGCGUGCGCCAUGGCUGUUCCUGAUUCUGAUGACUACAUCUGUACUUCAGGGAGGAAUUGAACAACAAGGAGUGAAAAAACUGUCUAAACUUUCCCUAAACCAGAGACAUCAAGCUAAAUCCUAGUGCAACUAAAAACAACUCUGAGUUGACCUGUAAAUUCCAGGUUUACGUAGAUGAGGAUCACAUCAUAAAGUAUACUUAAUCUGUUACAGCAGUGAACAUCUACCUAAUUUCGAUCACUAGACCAUUUGCCUUUUUCUCUCUCAUCCUUAAUAGUAUUUAUCUGCUAGGGAGGGGACACAGCCAACCUCAGUGCCAAAGCUGGGAAAAUUGGUCAACAAAAAACACCAACACUUCUCACAAUAGAUCAGCUGCAAUCAGGCAUCGAGGACCAGCCUGCUUUCAGAGUUGGGAAAGUAUCUUUUGGUCUGACUGACGCACUCUGGGUUUUCAUUAUUUUCAGAAUAAAUGAUUUUUAUUCUCCCUA
Molecule: messenger RNA, 3889 nt
Organism: Rhincodon typus (whale shark)
Lineage: Eukaryota; Metazoa; Chordata; Chondrichthyes; Orectolobiformes; Rhincodontidae
Gene: telo2
Product: TEL2, telomere maintenance 2, homolog (S. cerevisiae)
Exons: 22
Coding region: 376-2886 (836 amino acids)
Biological process (GO): protein stabilization; telomere maintenance via telomerase
Cellular component (GO): cytosol
Molecular function (GO): Hsp90 protein binding; telomeric repeat DNA binding
Source: RefSeq, a predicted model, not a curated record